UUUUAUGUGUUUGGAUGUGCGCCAAUAGCUGUUUUUGUCUUAUAUUUCAUUUUGGCAGCACUCCCACAAUAUGUGCAUUAAUAUAUAAGAUGUUUUUGUUAGAUGUGCUUAACCAAGCCCCCCUGUUGUAUUACUUUAAGGGAGACUGACCAAACCCCCUUGGUUAAAGCACUCCACACUGUUCAGGUGUGUUCCAGACAGGCAAUUUUUUUGCAGUAUUUAAAAAUGUGAUAAAAAUAUGUGAAAAAAUAUGUGGUCUUAUGUGUUUGGAUGUGCGCCAAUACCUGUUUUUUGUCUUAGUUACAUACAGAGAGACAAGUGAGAGCAGAACUGAGAGACCGUCAUAUACAGAGAGGCAGAUUUUCUGUUUUCUAAGCUCAGUUGUGAACACAAGCCAAUUAGGAAGAGGAAGUAUCUGUAAUCAGAAAGCCCUGUUAUUGGAUGGCUUCUGCACUGAGCCUGAAGUCUGAGAAGCAAAUGCACUUAGAUGAUGGAAUUCCUCCUGCCAAGAAACCCAGAAAACUCCUCCCAAGCCUAAAAACCAAGAGACCCCAGGAGCUGGUGUUGGUGAUUGGUACCGGUAUCAGUUCUGCUGUAGCUCCGCAGGUUCCUGCUCUCAAAUCUUGGAAAGGUUUGAUCCAAGCCCUUCUUGAUGCUGCUAAUGACUUUGAUCUCCUUGAGGAGGAAGAAAGCAAAAAGUUCCAAAAAUGUCUUCAUGAGGACAAGAAUCUGAUCCAUGUGGCCCACGACCUUAUACAGAAGCUGUCACCGCGGACAAGUAAUGUUCGGUCUACCUUCUUUAAAGACUGUUUGUACGAGGUUUUUGAUGACCUUGAGUCAAAAAUGGAGGAUUCUGGAAAACAGCUUCUUCAGUCUGUGUUGCAGCUGAUGGAAAAUGGUGCUUUGGUCCUAACAACCAAUUUUGACAACUUGCUGGAAAUCUACGCGAUUCACCAGGGAAAGCAGCUAGAAUCAAUAGACCUCACUGACGAAAAGCAGGUAUUAGAAUGGGCGCAGGAGAAGAAGAGACUAAGCGUUUUGCACAUCCAUGGAGUUUACACCAACCCCAGUGGAAUAGUAUUGCAUCCAGCUGGGUAUCAAAAUGUGCUGCGGAACACUGAGGUUAUGCGAGAGAUCCAGAAACUGUACGAGACCAAGUCCUUCCUGUUCCUGGGCUGCGGACGCACAGUGGAUGACACAACAUUCCAGGCUCUUUUCCUUGAGGCGGUAAAGCACAAAUCUGAUUUGGAGCAUUUUAUGUUGGUCCGAAGAGAAGAUGUAGAUGAAUUCAAGAAACUGAGGGAAAACAUGCUGGACAAGGGUAUUAAAGUCAUCUCCUACGGCACAGAAUAUUCUGAUCUACCAGAAUACUUUGAGCGGUUGGCCAGCGAAAUUUCAAGCAAGGGGCGAACAGGACUGACACGGGAGAUUCCAGUGAAAAAUGGUCCAAGUCUUUCAAAUUGUCAGAGUAAAGGUCACAGUACAUGAAGUGACGUACUUGAGAAGCAACCAGCAUAGCUGAAGGGCUAACCGUUGGCUAGAGCAAAGAGCUUGUUAGAGGAGCAGACUGUAAAAUCUCAGCAAACGACACUAACGUUCCUGAACAAUGUGACAAAGAUUGGUCUCCGUACGCUGCCUUUGCAUAAGGUCCUGGUGGCCAUACGCUGAAAAUUGCUUUUAUUCUCCGCAGAGGAGCUCAUCUGUACUGUUAUGUAUUUUAUGUUUCUUAUAUUGAUGGAUAACUGACAACUAGAAAUGCAGGACAUGGCAGAUACUGCUUUUAAUGGAAAAGGGGUCUUUAGCGCAGCAAACAAGGAUGAAUCCGGCAAAUGCAUAGCAUGUAAUAUUCCAUGUCCUGUUCAUGUCACUCCAGGUAACUGCUCAGCCUAACUGAUGCCCAUUACGUGGCACUGGGGAGGAUAGGUCUUCUCCUAACAUAAAUAUUUUAUUUAGUCAUUUUAGGCCAUUUUAAUGCCUUUUGUUAAUUGUAAUGCAACAUACUGCAAGACAACCCUACUUUUUUUUAAAAGUAAGUCAUUUUUAGUGUCACAGUCAGAAUAAAUGUGCUGAUAUCUGGGUCACCUGACAAACAGGCUGUUCAGUUCUUGGUAUCAGUGGGCGCCAGGUCUGGCCAAGGGAUACUUUAUGGAACAAACAGAAUCGCUUCAGUGGUCAAACUUUCUACAAUGUUAAGGCUGGAAAAAACAUGUGCAUGUGCUAUGUAUAGGUGUGGAAUAGUAAUAAGGACUGAAAUCUUAAUGUUUCUGUCUGGUGCCUGGGUAUUAUUUGCACAGAAAAAUGAUAAUUCAUAGGCCAAGUUAACAGAAAAUGUAAGAUCGAUUUGACUUCCUAGAGUAUCCCAGGAAGCACACUCCCUUUUCAGACAGUUUUUCAAAUUCUAGUUUUGUAGUAUUUCUCAAAAAAUAUACUGUAUUUUGCACAUUUUGGCUGUUAAAGUAAUAAAAGCUUCCGGUUA
Molecule: messenger RNA, 2476 nt
Organism: Bombina bombina (fire-bellied toad)
Lineage: Eukaryota; Metazoa; Chordata; Amphibia; Anura; Bombinatoridae
Gene: SIRAL1
Product: family with sequence similarity 118 member B
Exons: 9
Coding region: 442-1488 (348 amino acids)
Source: RefSeq, a predicted model, not a curated record